AAAAUGGGAUGGGUUGAAGUUGGAGUAAGGUAUUGUGUAGUGGAAAUAAGACAGUUGCAGCAAGCCCUUGUUCUUAAUCUCUAAGGGUUGAGCACAUGUCGUAAGACAAUAAAUUGAAUAAAGCAUGUAUUUUUUGCCAUACUGGGAGGAUAAGAAUGACUAAGGGAUUUGGGAACACAAUGUAAUUUGCAAUGUUUGUUUUCCUUUCUGCCAAGUCUUCUGCAGCUUCUUUUUUUCCUUGAAAAUAUACAUUAACAGUUAAUAGACAUGUUACUCUACAGAUGCAAAGAAGCAGAUUCAAGCAUUUGCUACCCAGACCAUUGCUUCUCGAUUUACAUCUACCAUACAGUCCGCAUUUAGUGUCGUCUGAGAUCUUUAAGGAGAGAAAGAUGGAAUGCAAUGGAAGUAUGCACUUGUAGUAAAGAUUUGCAUUACAUAAGAAAAAGAGUUUUUGGCCAAAUAAAACAACAAAUUAAGAAGAGUUCAAAAAGGAGGCGAUUUUUUCGCUGGGCGAUUCAGCUAGCCUCUCGUUUCCCCUUCUUGCUUCUACUUUCUACUCGGCCUCCUUUUGCAAGCGCCGUGAAUCAUAAAACGCUCCAAUAAGGGAAGUGGUUCUGCGUUUUGUCUCUCUGUGGGUUUGAAGUUGGGGAUUUCAUUUCGAAGGAAUCAUGUGAGAAUUAAAAUGGUAUGGAAUUUUCAUCGAAUGGGGUGUAAAUUAGAGAAGCGCAGCUUUUUGGGCACUGUGUUAUAUUUUGUCGUUUAGCAGAGGACUUUGUUGAGGCUAGUUUCUGACACAUCUUUUUCAAAAACAGAAGUGAGGUGGCAAAAGGAGUGGGCGGGUGUCUAAUGGCGAAUGUUAAAGCAACUGCAGCUACCAUUUGCUCUAAUGUGUUUUUUAUGUGAUUUGGUCUAAGAACCAACCACGCCCAUUCUUGUUUGGAUAAUAUGAUGACUUACCAUUUUUUUUAGAAUAUAGGAUGAUAAUUUUG
Molecule: messenger RNA, 989 nt
Organism: Rubroshorea leprosula
Lineage: Eukaryota; Viridiplantae; Streptophyta; Magnoliopsida; Malvales; Dipterocarpaceae
Source: the annotation of a GenBank genome assembly